ACAAAUACUUGUAAUAGCAAAUUACUCUCUACUGUUCAUCUUUCCAAUCUCUCUUCUUACAUCAAAACUUUCAAAUUUUUUUAUUUUCUUGAUCCCAUCAGAUCAUUUCACUAUUUUAUUUUAAAUGAAGGGAAUCCAACAGAACUAUGGAUUUGACAGUGAGUCCAUUACAACACCAGAAGUACUGCCUGAAUAUUUUCCGCAAAUCUAUUUUGGCACUAUUCAUCAACAAUCUUCUCCGACGGGAUUUUACGACCCACCGGAAAAUUCCUUUCGCCGUCACAAGAGCGCCAUCAUCGGCCAGAUAGGAUCGCCGACGGCCUUUUAUGCAACCGAGCUCUACAUGGGCAUGUCCCAAUCUGAUUUGCAAGAAAAGUUCAAGAAUUCCUAUGAAAGAACAACCUCAGGGAAUGACUUCCUUGGAAAUUCGACGGCUUGGAUUGAACCGGAGAUAAGAACUCAAUGUGGAUCAUACAGACAUCCUUUCAGCAGCUUGUCCGAGAGCGAAAGGAUAUUACAUCUCAAAAGUAAGCUCCUCGGAAAUCUCGAAGAUCCAAACUUGAGAAGCAAUUCGUCGUCGUUUGAUCCACAUAAAAGUCUCCAAAUCUUACAAAACACGUGCUCGCCUCAAUCCGGACAUAUGAAGCAGCUCGGAAUAAGAACUCCGGGAUGCCUUUCGACGGCGCCAGCUGGCGCUAUUUCAUCAUCACUCAAGACACGAAUCCGGUGGACUCAAGAUCUUCACGACUGGUUUGUAGAAUGUGUGGGUAGACUAGGAGGCCCCGACAAGGCGACGCCGAAGGCGAUACUUAAACUGAUGGAUACCCGAGGACUCACAAUCUUCCAUGUCAAAAGCCAUUUGCAGAAAUAUCGAAAUGCCAAGUACAUACCCGAAUCGAUAGAAGGAAAAUCUGAGAAGAAGACCACGACAAAUAAUGCAGCGCAGAUCGAUCUCAAGACUGGAGCGCAACUAAAGGAGGCGCUACAACUACAAUUAGAUGUCCAAAGGCGCCUUCACGAGCAAAUAGAGAUACAAAGGAACUUACAAUUAAGGAUUGAGGAGCAAGGCAAACAGCUUAAAAUGAUGUUUGAUCAGCAGCAAGAAACCACGAGAGGUCUUAUGGAGACAAGAAAUUCGAGGUUACCUAACGACAUUCCCGGUGCAAUUGAAGAUCCAGAGGUUCUUGUUUUAGAUGGCUCCGACGAUGAUAUGGUCUUUCCAUCCAAGAUAAGCUAAGAUAUAUAUAUAUAUAUCGAUAGAUAAAUUAGUGAUUUUCGGCGAAGCCCAUUAGCCUCAUCUGUGUAAUGAGUUCGAUGUGAUCAAAUUAUGUCUUAGGACAAAAUCAAUUACAGCAAUAAUUAAGUAUAAAAAUUGAUCAGGAUUUAGCCUUGUUCUGAACAUACUUGUGGCUUCAUCAUCUCUUGUGAUGAUAUAAGUUUUUGUUCUUUUCUCCGACAUUGUAUGAACCAAUUUGCCAAGAGAAAUUGAGGAUGACAUAGUAAUAUUGUAAUUGUAGUAAUACUACUUUGCACAAGGAAGAGGAGUGUUUGU
Molecule: messenger RNA, 1552 nt
Organism: Andrographis paniculata
Lineage: Eukaryota; Viridiplantae; Streptophyta; Magnoliopsida; Lamiales; Acanthaceae
Product: protein PHOSPHATE STARVATION RESPONSE 1-like
Exons: 7
Coding region: 125-1237 (370 amino acids)
Molecular function (GO): DNA-binding transcription factor activity; DNA binding
Source: RefSeq, a predicted model, not a curated record